AUGACGGGAGCGAUAGUUUUAGUGACGAUUCUAUCGGUAUACACCUACGGCUCUUACGCUGCAACAUUCAACUGCACGGCUGGAACGUAUGGAAUCACUGAUGACAACUACAGACAAAUCUUCCUCGAUUUCCAUAACGAAAAGAGAAAAGAGUUGGCAACUAGGAAUGUUGUGAUCGAAGGAAAGCACCUUCCCCGCGCCAAAAACAUGUAUAAGAUGGAAUACAGUUGCGAACUCGAGAAGAUAGCUGAAGCAGCUGCAAGCAUGGAUUGUUCGUACGCGGCUCAAGUGAGAUACAAGGAUUAUGGUCAUUCAUUUGGAGACAGUUGCGAACUCGAGAAGAUAGCUGAAGCAGCUGCAAGCAUGGAUUGUUCGUACGCGGCUCAAGUGAAAUACAAAGAAUAUGGUCAUUCAUUUGGAGACAGGUUUAACUGCCCAAAAUAUCCGAAGUCAGUCUCUCAAAUUGUAUUACCAGAUCUCUUGAAGACGUGGUGGCAAGAAGGAAGAGACUUUGAUGGUGUAGAUCGGAGAUAUGACUCAUGGAAGACAAACGAUUUCAUUAAUGUUAUCAACGGACAAAACACCCAUGUAGGUUGUGCUUUGUAUAACCACAGCAGCGGCAUCAAAGUGUGGUGUGCAUAUGAAACGUAGGU
Strongylus vulgaris is the source of this 653-nucleotide messenger RNA. The record is from the annotation of a GenBank genome assembly. Lineage: Eukaryota; Metazoa; Nematoda; Chromadorea; Rhabditida; Strongylidae.